Molecule: messenger RNA, 1131 nt
Organism: Naegleria lovaniensis
Lineage: Eukaryota; Heterolobosea; Eutetramitea; Acrasida; Naegleriidae
Exons: 1
Coding region: 1-1131 (376 amino acids)
Source: RefSeq, a predicted model, not a curated record
AUGACUCAACACCAAAUUCUUCCUGAUGAGAUGGUGAGCCUGAUUUUUUCAUUUAUCGACUUUCCGACUUUGCAAUCAUGGCUCACAAGCAAAGACAUCGUUGGAAUCAAAUUAUUGUCUUUUGUGAGGUCAGAGUUGAUCAUGUUGAGAUAUAUUAAUGGAAUUGAAGAACUUUUGAAAAAUGAACCUCCGAUCACUAAACGAUGGAAAAUGUUUCCAAAACAACGAUUCUACAUGCGACUGAACAAUACACUCAAAUCUCAUGUAACGAUUUAUUAUCGAAAGUUGAAUAUUGAAGCACUAUUAGGUCCUGUAAAACAUUAUCUCUCUGAAGGCAACUUUAAAGACCAAGCUACGAGAAAGGACAUUGUUAGGAGAUUUCACUUCCAUAGAACGAGCAUCAAUGUAAGCUAUAACAGCGCUCUAUUAAGACUUGCGGAAAGAGAUUGGAGAUUGACAGGAAAGUGUAUAUUUGACGUAUUGAGACAAACCAUUUACAUGAUUAGAACUUACAACCUUCCGGUUUCUCGUCACUGGAUACAUUAUUUCAUAGAGGGUUAUCUUGAUCAACUGAUGGCGAAGAAGUAUAACCGACUGGUAACUCCAUUGAAAAAACUUCGACACCUUCCUCCUUCAGAUCCAGCUCCAAAGAACAUUCUGCAAAAAUUUAAUGAUCUAGCUAUUGAGAUUGGAAUAUUUGCUCAAAAGCGCUCAUUAGCAUAUACUUUCAAAUUAGAAGAGGCUUUUUUUGAACAUGUAAUGUUUACUUUUUGGCCAGUGUUGCCGGAUGUUUCAAAUUAUGAAGCCACAGUUGCCUUGUCAAGUGAAUUCUUUAGACAUGAACUUUAUGCGAGAUUUCUAAAACAUCUCGUCAAUAAUCAUGUAUCCAAGAAUGAUAAGAAAUUUAUAUCUAACGAUUCUGAGUUUGAAAAGAUUUGGUCUAUGCUUACCAUUUUUAAAUUUCAUGAAUUUAUUGUAUCAACUACAGAACAAGAAUUGCAGCCGUAUGAAAAACCGCUUCAGAAAAAGCUAUCAAGGAAACAACAGGUGAAACAAUGGUUUCCCACACUCAACUAUUUUCAAAACAAAAAUCAGGACAAAUUACAAAUCCUUUUGGCCCUCGUGGAAUGA